Toxoplasma gondii ME49 is the source of this 7656-nucleotide messenger RNA. Its product is annotated as phosphoglycerate mutase family protein. The transcript has 10 exons. Gene Ontology annotation, molecular function: intramolecular phosphotransferase activity. Gene Ontology annotation, biological process: glycolytic process. Lineage: Eukaryota; Apicomplexa; Conoidasida; Eucoccidiorida; Sarcocystidae. The coding region runs from base 1162 to 7077 and encodes 1971 amino acids. The record is from RefSeq and is a predicted model, not a curated record.
CAGCUACGCCGUUAUCUGUUUCUCCUGGAGACCAACUAUCGUAACUCAAAGAGCACACCAAACAAAAGGGCUAUCUUUUCCUCUUCUGUGCAAUACCUCGACCUCUCGGCUACUGAUCUUGAUCCCGGGAAAGCGGACGCGCUUGCUUUACGCAACAUCUUCUCUUAAUACAGUUCCCCGUCACAUCAUGUUCCAUGACCCAGUGCGUUUUCGUGUCUUCUCCGACUCGUAAAACGGAAGGGCGGAACCAGGGGCGUCACGAAGCUGCCUAACGAGUGCAACGACUGAACCUCUCAAUUUGUUCGCAUAUGGGUUUUUUCCUUUUUUGAACACAUGGAUCCAGAACAUUUGGAAGGUCAACUGCGAAUCUGGGGAAAUUUGCGUAAUACUCCCGCUUUGAGUCGCCCACUGAAUCUGCCGGCGACGGGAUUCAACCACUCAGUUGGAACUAGUGCAUGUUUCGCGCACAUGACGUUGGUUUUUCUUACAGAUCAAUCAAGUUUUGACCGUGACAGCAACCAAGCCGUCCCCAGAUACACGAAUCCUGCUCUGUUACUAAGGCGAGUGUUCCGUCUUCGGCCUCACACUUCAUCAAACAAUCUCUUGUAACCGUUUUCAUGUUUAUGCCUGCCUGCGACUAGACGGGUUCAUCCUUGCUGAAUGCACUAUUUCGUCUUCACAAGAGCCACCUGUGAUUGGAGAGUUGCUUCUACGGGGAGCGAACUGAUGUAGGGUGGCAAGCGCAUAACCGUGAGGCUUUUCGUAGGUAGAGCUCGAUUCUGAGUGUAUGAACUGAACAAGACAGCACAUUCCUGGAACUGCGACAGACUUGGCUCUUCCUACGGCGGAUGCUCUUCGAACAUUUUUUCGUGGUGGUGAUUUCUAACGAAGAAACGACAAUGAGAGGGGAUCGCACUUUGCAUCUUCGAGAGAGAACUCCCGAAGGACGCGUUGCCGUACGGAAGGGAAGCAACAAACAGAGACCGCAGUGCAGAACACAAUGACUAGUGGUACAUUUGCCACGUGGACUGAAUUGCGCUGUACAUCAGCUGGAUGUUGAUUGGCUGAAGGAAGGAGCUGCUUCGACCUUGCUCUUCUGUUGCGCGUCUCGUUCGUUGCUUGAUAUCUCUGUCUGCUCGUGAGUCACGGGUCGCAUCCAAGAUGUAUCGGAACAUGCCCGUGGACCUCGUUCUGGUUCGCCACGGCCAGUCCGAGGGAAACUUAGCGCAGCGCCUGUGUCGCCAGCAACAGCAAAAUGCGGACACUCUCGCCGGGUCGAACGACCCGUUGUCUGCCUCUACUUCGUCUGUGCGUGACAAGGCAUCGGCGGAUCUUGGAAUGGGCGUCUGGUCUAAGGAAUUCCGUGAACGACAUAACAGCCUCUACAGACUUACGGACAAGGGAAGGAUGCAGGCGGCAGUCGCGGGGAGAUGGAUUCGCUCUCAUGUGGCGACCCUGUUUGAUAAAUACUUCACCUCCGAAUAUGUCAGAGCCAUGGAGACGGCAGCAAUGCUUUCGCUCCCAUCUGCGCGGUGGGCUACAGAGAUGUACCUUCGAGAACGCGACCGAGGCAUCCUGGCGAACAAGCCCCACCACGAGAGACACGAACAACAUCCCGAAGAAAUGCGUCGGAAAGAGCGAGACGCCUUUUACUGGCAACCGUCGGGCGGUGAAUCCAUCGCCAAUUUGUGUCUCCGAGUAGACCGCGUCAUGGAGAAUCUGUGCGAAUCGUGCUCAGGCUUGCGAGUCAUAAUCGUCUGCCACGGAGGUGUGAUAAAGUCUUUCCGGGCUUUGAUCGAGCGCGUGCGCCCCACAGAGAGUCGCUCCUCCGUCUCCAGCGGGUCUGGGCCCGGUGGGGGCACGGGCGCCGCCACAGCGGCCAGGGGACAGUUGGAGAAGAUUCACAACUGCCAGAUUGUCUGGUACAGCAGAAGAGAUCCGCGAACAGGCUCGAUCAGCUCCAAGUACAACUGGGUCAAAAGCGUAUGUCCGUGGAACAUGAACCUCAGCAGCAAUCAGUGGAGGGAGAUACGGCGCCACGUGUACAGCAAUGAGGAGCUGCUGCGUUCAGUUCAUCAAGUGCCCCAGCUGGUGAAUCGAAGCCUGGAUGAACUAGAUGCGCCGUUUCAGUCCCUCGCCCUCAUUUCAUCUCCGGGUCUCCCCACCUCUCGCCAUGACGGUGCCCAGUCUCUUCUUGCGGUCGCGGCUGCAGCGGCUGUUGUGGCGGCAAGCGCCCCGCUAGGGGCCUCGCCUCGGCACCCAGCAACCGUUUACGGGCCUGUCCCCCCGCCGGGACAGGCUCAGCAGGCGUCGUCCCCUUCGCCUCCACGGCUCCAGAAUGAGACUCUGCCUGUCCCCUCGGGAAAGGAGGAAGAGCCCGGACCGGAGAACGCGGUUGUGAUCGAGGAAGACUUUGAUGAGCUGCUUUCUGAUGACAGCGAAUGCAGCGACAGCGACAUCGACGCCCUGCUUGCCCAGCCGCCCUCUCUGGUGUUGCACGGCGAGUCCACACCCCCUUCUCCUCGAGACGAAGAGGCCGUUGCGUCGCUGCCGCGUGCGUCGGAAGAAGAAGCCGAUGAAGAGCUAGAGGACGAGGAGGGCGAGGAGACGCACAGAGAAGAGCCCGACAUUUGCUCUGUAGAGGCGAAGAAUGCCGCAGACAUGUCCGGAGAAGAGGGUAGACAGUCCGAAGAGGGUAGACAGUCCGAAGAGGGUAGACAGUCCGCGAAGGCGAAUGGGCCAUGUGCCCUGAGGUCGGGGCCAAGCCCAACGUCUCUCACAGAAGACAGCUCCACUUGGACUCGUCGUACAAGUCUCCGGGCCGAGCCUGCUGCCGGAACAGGCCACAAGGUCCCAACCGGAAGGACGGGGCCGCCUCCACCGGAAGAGAGCGGCCACGACGGACGGGCGAGAUUGGACUCGACAGUCUCCAGGGAGAAACGCGGAGCUACAGGGACGAGUGAAGAACCCGGCUCGGCCAACCUCGCGACCCACAGGGGAGGCAAAAACGGAGACAGACAUGGAGAACUCUGUCCUGCAUCCGAGGAGGCGACCUGUACUCCUCGAAGUCCCUUGUCCACUCGGCGCCUGGCAGCCUCUUCCCUCCGUCGUCAUCGCAACCCGUUGCAGGCGUCGUCUUGUCUCUUGACGUCCGAUGAGCUUCUGCACUGCGUAGCCGCUUCACGCAGUUCCCCAGGCGGCCCUAGCUCUCGACCUACGUCGUCGUCUCUUCUGGACGGCGCUCUGCAUCCAGAUCCGUCGGGCUCUUCCUCCGUGCCUGUGUAUUUGCCUGUGUGGGGCGAAGACAGGGAAACAGACGGCAAGCAUUCUGCUUCAGAAUCCUCUGAAGCAAUCCACCAGUCUAUCGAUGGGCGCCCCAUGUCCCGCAGCUUGUCUGUGGAGGCGUCGGGCCCGAUCGGCCGGCGCCACAGCGCUAACGACGUUCGGAAGCGCCGAGAGGGGCCGCUUGCGUCUCGGCCUCGAGCGCGGGGCUGGAGUGAGGCGAAUCUCACGACUAUCGCUUGCGCGUAUCUGGGCUGCGUGUCGGCGUCUUCGCCCAAGGUGGCGACCUGCGCUGCGCAGAAGGACAAGGCUGGAGCGCCCACGCGUCCCGCCAUACACGGCGUACAAACUUGGAAAGAGACAGAAGACAGGCCGGACAGCAGCCUCGUUCUCGACGGCUGUGUGCAGGCCCCUAAGCAGCAACCUGCUUCACCCACGCUCCAGACGGGGGCAGAGGGUUCUGGUGGAGCUACUGCAGACCUUAAGAACGCGUUUGUGGAACGGGCAUCCCUCUGUACACCCGAGAGGCGGCGAGACCUGCCACGCCAGGAAAACAGCUCCUCGUGCGCCGCGCCAGCUACGUCCAGGUCUACGAGGCGACUUGCCUCGUAUGAAGGAAGAAACAUUGGAUUGUCGUCACAUGCUGACUCAGGACAUGGCUUUGAAGAAGGCGAGGGUUGCCCGUUGGACGAUCGCCACGAUAAGACACCUGGGGGGAAGGGGGCACAGGGUUGUGGGUGCUGCAGCGAUCGAAUCGUUGCGUCGUCUCUCACGUAUGCCGAAUCUUUCCGGCUUGGCGCAGUUUCCACUCGCGACAUUCAGGCCCCAGUCGGACUCCGGCGUACAAACCUGGCACAGAAUGAAGACAGUGGCGAGGAAGACACGUCGUCUCUAACGGCUGCAGAAAACGCAGACAAGUCAUCGACCUGUUCAACACAACGACAAGGCGCUCAGGCGAACAUGCCUUCCUUAGCCGCCGACAGUAGUGUUUCAAGGACGGCGCCGUCUGUUCUCCCCGUUAUUUCUCCGAUUCCUUGCUCUCCCGAUGCCCAGUCCGAUCCCCAGCUGCAGGGCCCACCAGAGAGCAGGAAUACGCCGACGUCUGCGAGAGAGAAUGGCGUGUCUAAUGAAGACACCAGUGUCUCUUCUCUCACCCGGGAUGUCUGCGUUGCGUCGCCUUACGGAGCCUGUGAGAGUGACGCCUCGGCUUUUGAGUGUAUGACUCUUACGCCUGGAGACCGAGAACGGAGAGGCCCGCAAGAAGGGGAGCGCUUUGGUGACCCUGGGGAAUCGGAGUGUGCAGAAGUGCAGUUAGCGUCCAGUGCAGAAAGCACCCUGCCAGGGAAAUCUGUUGGCUCCACCGGUCCUGCAUUGUCUGGGGCUGGCGCGCCGUCGCCCUCAAGAUUUGUGCAGUGUGGGCCAGGGGGAGCUGAAGGCGGGGCCUUCUGGCCCUCGUCCCCUUGGCACGCUUCCGAUGGUCUCCGCCAGCUGCUCCUACUCCAGCAAAAUUCCCUCAGGCUUCUCUACAGACAACAGGAGACGUUUCGCGCGACCAGCGGGCUUCCGGUGGCGGGCGCGACCGACGGGGCCCAGGGGGCGUUUGGCUCCCAGACUGGAGGCGACUUGUCCAGCGUGGAAAGGAGGGGACAGCCGGUUCCCGGGGGGCCUGCCUCGGAGCCGAGCGCGUCCUGCUGCGGGGGCCUUCGAGAGUUUGCAUGCGUUCAGCACCAGAUCCUCCAGCAACUUCAGCACCAGCAGUUGAUUCAACUGCAGCUGCAGCAGAUCCUUCUGGAGGCUCUGCUUCCGGGUGUCCAGCCAGUGCUGAUGCCCGGCGGGCCUGUCGACCGGGCCGGCCCGCUGAUGUCUCUACCGUCGCCCCCGUUCGGCUUCCCGGCAGGUUCGACUGAGUAUGGAAGCUUAGGCGAUAUGUCUGCUCCCACGGCUCUGUCUCUCAGGGACCCGCUAUGUGGACUCCAGACCUCAGGCCCAUGUGGCCGGGGAGGCUUCGGGGUGCACAGGAGCGACUACUUGAGGGACAGGCGAGCGGAUUCGUUCAUGCGACGGAGCACAGAUGCCGCGGACAUCGUGAACAUCCCACCGCUCCCUGUCCCUUGCCCACCUUAUGGUGGCAAUAACUCCGAUAUGGCUUCACAAGCUGCGGGCAGCGCCGCACUGGGUCGAGGGCCUCAUUUGAGCGGAGGCGGCACUCAGGCGCCCUACACACACCAGAGUUCACAGAACUCCGGAGCUGUCCCCAAGACUGCAUAUGAUAGCCAGACCGGCGCGGUAGACAGCGGCUCGCCGCGGAGCGUUUGCGCGUCAAUGGGAAGCGGAAUCACGCUUGAACAGAACUUCUUGGACUCAAUCGGCUUUUCACGGGAUAUUCAUCGGAUUGUGUCCCACGAACGCGAUCGAGUGGUGGAUGAGUAUCAGCGCUUUCUGGCAGCGCAGACGCAGCGCCAGCAAGCCACCGCCGGACGGAGUUCUUUCGAGGAUGCGAUCGGGUUUCCUACGCCUCUACUUUCUUCGUCUGGUUGGCCGCCCGUCAUCCCCUGUUACCUAAUGUCCUCUGAUGAGCAUCUGCUCCCCUUGCCAGCGUCUCAUUCACAUGCUGAAGGCGCCUCGCCUCCCGCGGGGCGCAGCGAGUCCGCGGAGCAGAGGGACUUGCGAUUUGAGAAUGCACAGGCAGCCCAGAAGGGAGACACCAGCUGCUCGGCGAGGGCUGCUACAGAGACAGGCGAGGGGACGAGACUGCCGGAGACGGACACCCGGUGGCCGGGAGAGUGCGCUGUCGCUUCUCAGACUCCUCCGGCAACGGUCUCAGAGGCGUCCACUGGUGCCUCAGCAUGCCGGGAAUACCAACAAAGGAAUGUCCGUUUUUCCACACAGCCCCCGUCAGAAACCGCGACCGCUAGCUGGUCUCGAGAUGGAGGCCAGGCGGGUCCGCAGAACGGACAGAGGGCGUCAUCGCGGGCUUCAGGCGCCGACGAGGGAGCAGGCCGGAGGGACUGGCAGAGACCGGCGACAAGCGAGGCUCGAGGAAGUGUGUUAGACGGCGCCGAUUCCAAAGAGUUUGGACAGAAAAGAGAGGCGGGGAAAGACGCGGAGUCUCAGAGUGCAGACGACCAAGGUAAAGGUGCGAAGCUUUCCGUGUUUAAAAUUGUGGAUGGACGGAAGGAACAGAACCCCGCAAGACAAACCGACGGAGGCAUAACUCAAGAAGGCAAGGAGCCGCUCGACGAGAAAAAGAAGGAGACUGCAGCGGCGAUGCCCUCGGCGAGAAGAGACACGGACCCUCUAUUGAGUCCGCGCGCACCGUGUGCCUCGUCAGUAAGUUUAGAUUCCUCUGUGCGUAGCGAUCCUUUUCCAGAUGUUUCGGCGGCGAGCGCGUCCAAACCUUCUUCUUUGAGCAAGGAGUUUCUGGCUUUGGCUGGCCCGGCCUGUCCUGCGACGGUGGUUGGUUCAGAUUCAACAGCCGCGUCUGUGUCUGGGUCCUCCUCCUCGUCUCCAGACGCAUGCAUCUGUUCCACAGAUCCCCAGGCAAGACAGUGCCGAGGGAACAGCGGGACGUUGGUGGAAGAACAAAAGACAAAGGAAAGAGCGACGCAGAGAGAAAACGCAGAAUCCGGUUCAGAGGGUGAACUUGCAAGAGACCGGGGAAGAGGGCGACGACGCGACGAGGAAGAAGAAGACGCCGAUGAUGAGUGGCCCCACGACCAUGCGGACGAGCUCAGGGACGAGUCGGACUCUGUAGAUUCUGACCACGAAUGCAGAUCGAUGUGGACAACACGAUAGAGAAACGGGCGUUUUUUAGGUGGAGCGUACACAUCGCGCGGCCAAUGCAUUCUACCCCAUGUCCGUCUGCCGGUGUCCAGUCCGCUGUUAACUACAGGUCCGUCUUCAGGUAUUGCGUGACUGGCACUCGUAAAGGAUGAGUUCUCGUACCAGUGGAGCAGCGUCACGAUGCAUGCAUGUAUGCAUAUAUGUAUAUAUAUAUAUAUAUAUGUAUAUAAAUAUAUAUGGCUCCGUCUCGGUUAAGUGUUGUGGUGGCAUCGAGGCCUGGGUUGGAAGGUGCGUUGCGCAGUUUUCUUCGCCUGAGAAAAUUAACGCUUUUUGGUGGUGUGCGAAGCCACCUGCAAAAGCGGACACCGUCGUCUCGUGUGAGGCAACUUCUCCCCUUCAAUCAGCGUUUUUCGCGACUCUUCAGAAGGGUGUGAUCUCAUGGAAAGGCGGGGCGUGUAAUAUACGAGUGCCGCUCGAGUGCAUCUGCAAGGCUGGUUUUUAUCGCCACCGGGGACCGAGAGGUAACGAUUUAUCCUUUUUCCUAGUUUGACGAGCAUGAACUGCUUCCCGGUGCAACACAAUUUAUUACCG